AUGUCCACAAUCCUAUAUGGUUGGGGAUCGAGCGAUGAUGGCCAGCUAGGUCCAGUUUCCGGUGUCGAACCUUGCGCGCAGGUCAACCGACCCACUGUCGUCAACUGGCCUCCGAUGGGUGUUAGCAAACACCUAGUAAAAUUGGCCUGCGGCUACCAGCACACCCUCGCUUUGGAUUCGGAAGGUCUCGUGUACAGCUCGGGCUCAAAUGAAUUUGGUCAACUAGGACACUGUCGUAGGCCUAAUGCAUUCGAUAAAGUGUCAGGCAUUAAGGAGCAGAUCAGAGAUAUCGCCGCAGGACCCUAUCACAGCGCCGCCAUAACGACUGCCGGUCGCGUCUACAUGUGGGGCUGCAACACAAACCAUCAAUUGGGUCGGGAGGACUUUGACGACACUGGCGUGCGACCGCUUGAUUUCAACUACGGUCCCAUCGUCCAGAUAAGUCUGGGACUAGAGCACACAAUAGCACUAACAGAGGCCUCGGAGAUAUAUACCUGGGGCUCGAACAACCAGGGACAGUUGGGUCUGGGUUACUGUUCAUCCAGACCAAUGGUGACCCCACAGCUGGUCGAGUGUCUCUCAGCCCUGCCCGUGCGUCAGGUAGCGGCUGGAGCCAACCACAACCUCCUCGUCACCCCCAGUGGCUCUGUCUACGCCUGGGGCUCGAACUCACGCGGCCAGUUGGGCCUGGACGAGCCAGAGAUCAAGGCGCAAGACUCGCGCAAACACUCUCGCACGGAGGUCAGCGCUAAUGAGACAGUAAGCAGACCAGGUGUCGUCAGCGUGCCCACCCCGCGGCUUCUUAAGAGCAUGAAACGCCGUGGUGUCACCUUUGUCGCCUGUGGCGAGACACACUCUGCCCUCCUCACCAAAGAUGGCGCUGUCUUUACUUUUGGCGAUGGAAGAUUUGGUCAGUUGGGCCACGGCUCCUCAGCAGUGACGACGAGUCAACCUCAGCAGGUGUUUGAGUUGAUGGGCGACACGUGUACUCAAGUGUGGUGCGGUCGGCGCCAUACCCUGGUCCUCGUGACCAACCCCUCAAAAUCACCCCCUCAGCCCCGCCUUCUCGUUUUUGGCUGUGGUGUCGAUGGCCAACUCGGUCUACUCAACCGCGAGCGCACCUUUGUGCCCAUCGUCGUCAAGGGCCCCUGGCUUUCGCAUGAAUCCUCCCCCUCUUCCUCUGGCAACUCGGAUGAUCUCGCGAUCAUCGGUGUGUACACUGGUGGAAAUCACUGCUUUGCAGUCACACAUCACUCUGGGCUUGCCUGUCCGACCCCGAUAGACUUUCGAAAGUGGCGGUCUUGCCUCCUGAGCAACAUUGGUACUUUUAGCGAACCCCUGAUGAGGCGCUACGUAGAGGGCCUUGCAGAGCACCCUUAUCUGAUGCGCCGCCGGUCUAGCCGCAAGUUCUCCAGUACGGACGCUACUGCGGCGGACAUUAGCGACGCCACCUACAGUCUUGAGGCCUACUCCAUGCACACCGCGCUCCGCCGACUUGAGUCUGCUUUCGGCUCCAUCGGCUGUCUCGCCUCCAGCCUCCUUGUCGACAACCCGAAUCGAAGCCACUACAACAUAGGACGGGCAGACCACGGGAUGGACUUGGACGCCGCACACGAAUUGCAGGAGGAACUCUUCCUGGCAGCACCACCGAACGCUGCUCGUCGUCUUAUUCGACCCCUGGUGGAGGUGAUUUCGCGCCCGCGUCGUAACUUUCCCGACCUUGAGUGUCUGCGUGCCUUUGUCUUUCUCGCCGUCUCUCCGCUACUCGAGACGCCGCGGACAGACGCGGUGAUAGUGACAGUGGACACCUCCGUUCCCCCACCGCCUGUCACCUUCCAGAACGACGAGCCCUUUAAUUGGUAUCCCACCGUAUUGGCUGGUUAUGCUGCAGGCUUCGUUCUGGCCAGCUUCUGUCGCGCUGUUUGUCGGCUGGAAGGUGUGCCGUCCUCCGUGCUAGAUUCCUGGUUCAAAGGCUUCCAGCCACGGUUUUUCCGUCGCUUAGUCGCUAACCUAAACAAUUUUGUUGCCUAUCUCUGCUCCUCGAAGCAAGAUGCAGGUGAAACCGCGUGCUUCAAUUUGAUAAGUGGCAUUCACGCAACCCUUGAGCUCAUGAAACGUCUUCGAGAAAUAAAUGAAAAGAGAGUCCAGCCGAUAAGUUACACGUCUUUCUACGUUCCCGAACUGACAGACAGAUUUGACGUGAAAAAGUUCGCCAAUUGGCUAGUUCAGCGCCACUCUCGUGAAAAGGCUAUCAACUCCUACUCUGGGCAGUCGCCUCCCCCGCGGGCCACACCCCAGGGCUUGAGAGGUCUUUCGGUAAUUUUUUGCGAUCCUAAUACCUCCCAAUCUUGUCGUUUUCCCUACGCAGCCUUAUCUCACAAGUAUAACACUAGGUUUAACCUCGACAUCUCUUCUGUCCCAAGCCCUUCCCUUCCCCAUCCUUCCAGUAGAGCGAACGCGCUGCUCGAGGCACAACGCAGAUUUCGAUUCUGGCGUUCGAAGUCAGUGCCCCCCAAGCCACUGCAAAAUCAGGACUUCUCCAUCUUCGACUACCCCUUUGUCUUCGACGUGGCGUGCAAGGCGAAAAUGCUGGAGACGGAGGCUAAGUUGAGUCAAGACUUGGCUAUGGAGAAGGCCUCUUCUGUUAUCCUCGGCCCCCAUCUAUCCCGAAUCCUCGGCCCCCUUGUACAGAGCUAUGUCAUCUUUGAGGUCUCUCGCUCCCGUCUCAUUUCCGAUACUCUCGACCACCUGGCUAUGCACUCACCUGCUGAUCUAAAACGGCCACUCAAGGUGCGUUUCACAGGCGAAGAAGCAAUUGAUGAUGGUGGAGUGCUGAAGGAGUUCUUUAUUUUGAUCAUGCGUGAGCUCCUGAACCCGGUGUAUGGCAUGUUCAAGGAGUAUCCCGAGUCGCGCAUGCUAUGGUUUAACGAAAACAACAUGGAGUCGCCAUCAAUGUUCAACAUGGUCGGUGCACUAUGUGGCCUAGCCAUCUACAACUCUAUCAUCAUAGACCUCUGCUUUCCCACGGCAUUGUUCAAAAAGCUCCUGGGUGAGGAGCCCACUUUGGAGGACCUUAAGGAAUUAGAUCCUGUGGUGGCGAAGUCCUUGCAAAUGCUACUGGACUACGAAGAGGCCGAUUUGGAGGAUGCCUUUUGCCUUACAUUUGAGAUAGCAGUGGAUAACUAUGGCGCAAUCGAACGCAUUCCUCUCAUUCCCUCGGGUGGCGAAGUGGUGGUAACUCAGGAAAACAAGCAACAGUAUGUGGAGAUGUACCUCAAUUUCAGGUUCAACAAGAGCUGCCAAUCCGUUUUCGAAGCCUUCAAGUCCGGCUUCUUCAAUGUCUGCUCGGGCUAUGUAAUAAAAAUGUUCCAACCUAGUGAAUUACACAGUAUGGUGGUGGGUUCGGACGACAUAGAUUGGCAGGAUCUGCGAAAAAACACCAACUAUCAGGGCGAGUACUGGGAUCAGCACCCAGUCAUCAAGUGGUUCUGGGAGGUGCUCUUGAACCAAUGCAACCUGAAGCAGAAGAAGAAUUUCCUGCGGUUCCUCACCGGUUGUGAUCGCGUGCCAAUCGAAGGCCUUCCUGGAAUCAAGAUCACAAUCCAGCCAAACAGCAGUGGAGAUGACUUUUUGCCCGUAGCUCAUACUUGCUACAAUAUUCUUGACCUGCCCAAGUACAGUAGUAUGGAGAUUUUGAGGACGAAAUUUAUGCAAGCCAUCGAGAACACAGAGGGCUUUGGACUUGUUUGA
This is a messenger RNA of Echinococcus granulosus, 3750 nucleotides long. RefSeq names its product putative E3 ubiquitin-protein ligase HERC4. The coding region runs from base 1 to 3750 and encodes 1249 amino acids. Gene Ontology annotation, molecular function: ubiquitin-protein transferase activity. The transcript is spliced from 21 exons. The record is from RefSeq and is a predicted model, not a curated record. Lineage: Eukaryota; Metazoa; Platyhelminthes; Cestoda; Cyclophyllidea; Taeniidae.